AUGGCUGAUGAAGGAUACUACCAACCACUCAGCGGCUACAACAACCAACACAACACCAAUGUUCAACAACAACCUCCAGCUAAGUCAACUCAGCUUGUUAAGGCUGCCACCGCCGUGACAGCUGGCAGCUCUCUAUUGAUCCUCUCUGGUUUGGUCUUAACCGGCACGGUUAUCGCCCUCACAGUCAUCACACCGCUGUUUGUCAUAUUCAGUCCGGUGUUGGUUCCUGCGGUGGUCAUAGUGGCUCUGUUGACGUUGGGAUUCUUUGCUUCCGGUGGCUUCGGUGUGGCAGCGGUCACAGUGUUAGCGUGGAACUAUACGUAUGUUACCGGUAAGCAGCCACCUGGGGUUGAUAGAUUGGACACAGCGCGUCAGAACCUGAUAAACAAAGCGAGGGAGAUUAGGGACUAUAGUCAGCAACAAAUCAGUGGGACGCAGAAUUCUUAA
Vicia faba (fava bean) is the source of this 447-nucleotide messenger RNA. The record is from the annotation of a GenBank genome assembly. Lineage: Eukaryota; Viridiplantae; Streptophyta; Magnoliopsida; Fabales; Fabaceae.